CAACCAAAAAUGGCAGGUCAUAGCUUAGCUUUGAUUGCCAUUGUUUGUGUAUCCAUAGUGGCUGGUGCAAGAAAGAGCCCAGAAGAAUGUUUGAAAACACUUCCUGACACCAAGCAACUUUUCGAAGUUCUACCAGGAGUUGGAUGGGACAAUUUACAGAACACUGAGCAAUACAGAGUACUUGAUAUUUCUUACAAUGAAUGUCAAACAACUGCAGAUCGGAAAUUUCUGGUUCCAGAUGGAUUUACUGUUGAGCCAGUCAAAACUAGCGAAAUCAGUAUUUUUGCAGAUACUUUCAGUACCCACAACUCUUUUACUAGUGCAACGUCUGCAUCCGUUAACAAACAAUUUUGCGCCAGCGAUUCAACUUUGUUCGAAAAAUCGCAGAUAAGUGGUUCUUAUUCUAAUGACGCUCAAUUUUCAGUGAAUAAGCAACUUGAAACAAAUUCAACAUUGGUACGCGUUACUGCUAGUUUCCCACGUUACCGAAUUACAAUAAAAGAGGAUGCUCCUCUUGACCCUGUUUUUCGUAGACGGUUACAGAAAAUAGCAGCCAUGCUGGACACUAAUCAAGAUCAAAUGGCAACCUUCGAAUCAGAACUUUUGACUCGCGACUACGGUACACAUGUCUUGUCUGAUAUUUUGGUAGGUGGAUUACUAGUGAAAAAUGAUUACAUUAUAAAAUCAAGUGAAUCUAACACUGUUUCUGCUUCUGAUAGAAGUAGCAUGAAUUUUCAAGCAGGACAAUCUUUCAAUAACUUCUUUUUCAAGAAGGGAGCAGAAGGUAGAAGUUUUACACAAAACAAUUCAAAAUCUGUAUCUGACACCCAAAAAUACAUGAACAGUUUACAAUACUCAAAGGUUACCACAUAUGGUGGACCUGUAUUUAAUAUGGGACAAUUUAGUAUGGAGGACUGGGAAAAGGGACUCGAAUCUAAUUUAGUUGCGAUAGAUAGAAGCGGAAAAUCUCUUUUUGAUUUUAUCAAUCCAUACACGCUCCCAGAAAUGUCCCCGACAACAGUAUUUAAAGUAGAGAACCUCGCAUUGUUGUCGGCCUCGGGUUAUUAUAAACAUAAUUGCGUGUAUGGCUGCACCGAUCCAAAGGCAAUUAACUUCAAUAGCAAAGCAAAUAUAGAUGACGGGACCUGUGGAUUGAAAAGCGAUUCCUUCUCAUUCGGGGGAUUUUUUCAAACCUGUGAAGAGGGCGACGGUCAUUUGUGUGAUCAUUUCAGUUUUGUUAAUCCACGCACAAACCAAUAUUCUUGUCCUGCCGGGUAUAGAACAAAUCGUCUUUGGAAGGCGAAAAAAUCUUACGGGGCACUUUGUCGUGACAUGAAGGUUAAAAGUUUGUCUUGUUCAUUCUUGAAUCAUAAAAAUAUCAACGAAUAUACAGAGAUUGAAUAUUCCGUAUACUGGUGUUCUCCAAAUGUUCCACAAGGAAAACCACCACAAUCUUCAGGAUUUCUGUUCGGAGGAAUGUGGAACCCGUCUUACCAAAAAAAUCCAGUAACUGGUGGAAACUAUUGUCCAUGUGGAUUUUCUGAAGUUACCUUGGGAGUAGAUCUGAACCUGUGCUAUGGUAAUGAUGUUUCGGACAACAGACUCAAGGCCGUUACAUUUGGUGGCCUUUUCAGCUCCAUGUCUGGAAAUCCGCUUGCUGGACCUAGUCCUAAAAAUGACUCUGACAAUUCAAAUCAGUUCGCAGAAAAAUGUCCUAAGACAUUUUCCAAAUAUCUAGCAACAGUUGAUGAAAAUAUUGACAUCUAUUACUGCAGCGUUCAUAGAAAAGAUACAGUUUUUGAGACAAGAGAAGCUAUUCGACCACCUUUCAUGAAGAGACCUCUAAUCAAACCUUACGAAUUAACAAGUGCCAUGGUAAAAAUGACCGAUAUGGAAGCAGCAACUAUAAAACUGAUAUCGUUAAAAGGUUCUGACUCAAAGCUUACGGCAUUUGAAAAGGCUGAUCUUAAAUACCAACAAUUAAGCAAUGAGGUACCGGAUAACCAGAAUAAUGAUGGGUCCAACGGUCAGAGUAGCACGACAAUUAUAGUCGUGUCAACGAUUGCAGUUGGAGCGGUGAUGCUUGCUGCAAUUGUGCUGACCAUCUAUAUAAAGAAAAGACGAGGACAAAACGAAGAAUACACUCGAUUGGCAAAUAAUUUACCCAGCACCUAAACAGAAAAAAGGGUUUUAACAUCGAAACGGAUGCCUCCAAAAAGACCGAAGGACAUUUUUAACGAAAACAGACUGAUGAAAAAGUUGAUUUAUUUUGUGAUCCUUAUACGUAUAGUUAUAAUGAAAACAGAAAUAUUAAAUGUUUGCCUUAUGA
This is a messenger RNA of Mytilus californianus (California mussel), 2329 nucleotides long. RefSeq names its product macrophage-expressed gene 1 protein-like. The record is from RefSeq and is a predicted model, not a curated record. The transcript is spliced from 2 exons. NCBI's taxonomy places the organism in Eukaryota, Metazoa, Mollusca, Bivalvia, Mytilida, Mytilidae. Bases 10 to 2175 code for a protein of 721 amino acids.